GGAAAAGAUUCCGAGAAAAGCGAGUCCCAAUUCGGAUUCAAGGACAAGGCAAAGGCCGAGGAGACCAUCGAACUACUAAAAUCACAUGAGAUGCAAUAUCAAAAACUCACCGUUCGCGGAUUACUUGGACGUGCCAAGCGAGUCUUAACAAUGACGAAAGCGCCGGACAAGAUCAAAAAUAUCGAAGAAGCAAUGGCAGUUUUUGAAAAUUGGUUGGAAGAAAAUGGCGGCGGAGCUGCAAAUAAAAAUGCGAAAACAUCCGGAGACGAGGAAAAAGUCGAAACGGUGCCGGGACUCGGUUUCAAAGACAAAGCUGCUGCUGAAAAGUCGUUAAAAAUUUUGGAAGGACGUGACCCCGACUAUCAACGCCUUGCAGUCAAAGGUCUCAUCGGCAGCUCGAAACGCGUGUUGUCCGGCACAAAAGACCCGAAAAAAAUCGAAGACAUCAAGGAAGGUGUCAAAGUCCUCGAAGAUUUCAUCGAGAAAUUCGACUCGGAAAAUCGUUCGCGUCUCAAUCGAGCAUAUCUCGCAGCUGACAUCGUUGCGCAAUUCCCGAAACCGAGCGACAAGUUGAGCGCAGAGUUCGUCAAAGUGUAUACGGAAAAGAAAAAUUACAAACAUCUUCGAACUUUGUAUCCGAAAGAUGAUGAGGAGACAUCGUGGGACAUUGUAAGGAACAAGCACGUGAAGGAUUUGGAAAAAGUCAUCAAGGAAAAGGGCAAAAAAUACUUCGAUGACGAUGGAAAACCGACAGAAGAACAUUUAUCGCUCAUUUAUUGGGCAUAUUCGCCACAACCGGACAAGGUCAAGAGUUACUUGGAAAAGAAGGAAGGAAAAGGAGAGAAACGUAAGUCGUCAGAAAAUGGAGAUUCCGCUUCGAAGAAGAAGAAAUGAGUUGAAAAUGAGGAAUUUUUGAUUUUUACAUCAAUUUUUUAAUAAAAAAAAAAUAUUUCAAAACCACAUUUUUAUUUCCUACGGAAAAAAUUCCAAUGAAAAUCGAGCA
Messenger RNA from Culicoides brevitarsis, 1003 nucleotides. RefSeq lists its product as uncharacterized. The transcript is spliced from 3 exons. NCBI's taxonomy places the organism in Eukaryota, Metazoa, Arthropoda, Insecta, Diptera, Ceratopogonidae. Bases 91 to 894 code for a protein of 267 amino acids. The record is from RefSeq and is a predicted model, not a curated record.